GGGGCUGCUGCCCGGUGUCAAACUGAGCCGCCUCCCAGCGCCCCGCUGCCGGCGGGUGGGAGGGGGGCGGGAGCCGGGGGCUCCGCCGCUCCGGAGCAGCCUGUAGCAAUGCUUUGGUUUAGUUGCUCGUAGUUGCUGAAGUAAAAGAAACCUCUAUCCUCCCGAUGCUAACUGUUGACAUGGAAAACAAGGAAAAUGGCUCUCUGGAUGUCAAAAAUUCAGUAGAGAACGGGAGACCUCCGGAUCCUGCUGACUGGGCUGUUAUCGAUGUUGUGAAUUAUUUCAGAACAGCUGGAUUUGAAGAACAAGCCAAUGCUUUUCAAGAACAGGAAAUUGAUGGCAAAUCAUUACUGUUGAUGACAAGGAAUGAUGUACUGACUGGACUUUCAUUAAAACUGGGGCCUGCGCUGAAAAUCUAUGAAUAUCACGUAAAACCUCUACAGACACAACAUCUAAAGAACAGCUCUUUAUAGUGAAUUGUCUAAUUGGGGUCAUGUUGUGCCUCAAACAAUUGCAAAAAUAAGCAAUUUGGUUUCAUGUGAUGGAACUUUGUAAAGAGAGAAUAUAUCUAUUAAGAAUAUAAACCAAAUUACAUUAUAUAUCCUAUUGGAUAGAGUUGGCAAUAUACUAUAUACUGAGUCUGAAUUGAGAGAGGUAGUGUGUAUUUUUUAAAUAGUACAUAAUGAUUUUCUCUUUUAGGAAGUGUCAAUGAGCAUGUUGAGAUAGCUACAUCACUGUACCCAGAACAAAAGGGAGCUAUGUCAUUCUCAUUUUUGAGCCAGACAUGUUCUUGAUUUCAUGACUUAAAAUACCAAAAAAAACCCAAAACCUCCACCCAAAUGAAGUUUAUGUGCAUCUUUGGGAGAGAGAAACCAAUUCAAGUAGGUUUUGGUUUACACUAAAGACCUACUAAAAUUAUUGCUACUUAUAAUUUUAGGAUGGGACUGAUACUUGCCAACUCACCCUUUUUUGCAGAGGGUCCUAUUUUGACCUUAUUAAGGUUUACUCAUGAUAUGCUGCAAUGUUUAAAGCUACAACUAACAUAACCCCUUCGAUAGCAGAAGGUGUUGCUGACAGGUGAAACUGGGUUGUGUAUUUUUUGCUGUAUUUUAAAUUUUCAGCUUGUUUUCACCUGUUUUUAAUAGUAGUCCUGUGUAAAGUACAGUUGUUUUUUUAAAAGUUUGUGUUGCUUUGCAAAGCAAAAAAAGCUUCAUUUUAUUCCUUUUUUUAAUUUAUAACUUGUUUUCUAAUAUUAUGCAGAAAUUUGUAAAAAGAGUAAAAUUCUGCACAUUUUUAAUAUUGUCUGUCGUUGGUGUUGUAAUGGUUGAUUUUUUUUUAAUGCUUUACUUAAUGGUUUGAAUACUUGUUUUAAAAACUGAAAGAAGCUGUCUCGUCACCAUACAUCUCUGUUAAAAGAGAGUCUUGUUCAAUCUGUUUGUACCAGUUCCCUAUUUGAUAGGUUGCUUGCUAUAUCCCAAUAAAGCAUUGCUUAUGUUUGGAUUCAGUUUAUUUGACAAAUCUUUUACUUCCUGUGUUUCUUUGUUGUGGUAUAUUGGAGCUCCUAUUUUUCCCCAUUUUUCCAUUAAAAAGGUACCAAAACCUACUUAA
Messenger RNA from Calidris pugnax (ruff), 1608 nucleotides. It is a transcript of the gene SAMD13, whose product is annotated as sterile alpha motif domain containing 13. Gene Ontology annotation, molecular function: protein binding. Bases 165 to 473 code for a protein of 102 amino acids. Lineage: Eukaryota; Metazoa; Chordata; Aves; Charadriiformes; Scolopacidae. The record is from RefSeq and is a predicted model, not a curated record. The transcript is spliced from 4 exons.